This is a messenger RNA of Paraphaeosphaeria sporulosa, 1890 nucleotides long. RefSeq lists its product as uncharacterized. The record is from RefSeq and is a predicted model, not a curated record. The transcript has a single exon. Gene Ontology annotation, molecular function: FAD binding. NCBI's taxonomy places the organism in Eukaryota, Fungi, Ascomycota, Dothideomycetes, Pleosporales, Didymosphaeriaceae. Bases 1 to 1890 code for a protein of 629 amino acids.
AUGGCUACGAAUCUGUACGAUAUUGUUAUCAUCGGGGCGGGACCGGUUGGCCUGAUGCUGUCAACUUGUCUGUCAAGAUGGGGUUACAAGAUCAAGCACAUUGACAACAGACCAGAGCCCACGGCUACCGGGCGCGCAGAUGGCAUCCAGCCGCGGUCGCUGGAUCUGCUGCGGAAUAUGGGCUUGAAGCGCAAGAUCAUGGAGUAUGAGCCUGCAAAGGUCUACGAGGUUGCCUUUUGGGAUCCGAGUGCGAAGGGCAUCCAUAGGACGGGAACCUGGGCUUCCUGUCCCAAGUUCAUCGACGCGAGACAUCCGUUCACGACACUGCUACACCAAGGCUUGAUCGAGAGGGUAUUCAUCGACGACAUUGAGAAGAACGGCACACAGAUUCAGAGGCCAUGGACUAUCACUGGCUUUAAGAACAACGGCGCAGACCCCACAUACCCGGUUGAGGUGAGCCUGCAACAUGUAGACGGCACAGCCUCCGAAACCGUACGCGCAAAGUACCUCUUCAGCGGCGAGGGAGCCAGGAGUUUUGUUCGCGAGCAGCUCAAGAUUGGCAUCAAGUACAAAGACCCAAUUGCCCACGUCUGGGGCGUCAUGGACGGCGUAGUCCGCACCACCUUCCCAGACAUUAAGAUGAAAUGCACAAUCCACUCCGACGCCGGCUCCAUCAUGGUCAUUCCCCGCGAGAACAACAUGGUCCGCCUGUACAUCCAGAUCGCUUCCUCCACCGACAAAGACUGGAACCCCCGCAAGUCCGCCACCGCAGAGGAAGUCCAGCAGCGCGCCAAGGACAUCCUCAAGCCAUACACCAUUUCCUGGGACCGCGUUGAGUGGUUCUCCGUGUACCCGAUCGGCCAGGGUAUCGCAGAGCGCUACACCCUCGACGAGCGCGUUUUCAUGGGCGGAGACGCCUGCCACACACAUUCCCCCAAAGCCGGUCAGGGCAUGAACACAGCCUUCCUCGACGCCGUCAACCUCGCCUGGAAAAUCCACCACGUAGAAUCCGGCUUCGCCCCGCGCUCCCUCCUCUCCACCUACGAGUCGGAGCGCAAGCUCAUCGCCGAAAACCUCCUCGACUUCGACGCCCGCUACGCAAAGCUCUUUUCCGCGCGCAUCCCCUCUGCCGGCGAAGUAGCUGGGGCCGCAGAGGCAUCGGACCUCACUGAAAACGAAUUCAUAAAGACAUUCAAGGCGUCCUGCGAGUUCACCUCCGGCUACGGCGUCGCCUACAACCCCAACACAAUAAACUGGUCGCCCUCGCACCCGGCUCAACACCCCCUCUUCCUCACCUACGAAAAAGGCACCGCACUCCGCACCGGCCGCACCCUGCACAACGCAACCGUCACCCGCGUCGUCGACGCCAACGUCGUGCACCUCGAGCAGGAGAUCCCGCUGAACGGAUCCUACAGGGUCUACGUCUUCGGCGGGAAGCCCGCCACCACCAAGCGCGCGGUCGAGGAUCUGGCAACACACAUGGCAGCCCCGACGUCUUUCUUCGCCACCUUCUCCCACAAGGACCAAGCAUUGGAUCGCUACCACGAGAAACACACACCCCACACGUCCUUCCUCUCGCUCUGCACCAUCUUCGCCACCCCGCGCUCGCAGCUCGAAAUCGACGAGUUGCUGCCGCCGGUCUUCGCUACCUACCGCGACCACGUCUACGCAGACGACGUGUGGGAUGCGCGGGUGCCCGAGGCAAAGGCCGCGGCGCACGCCAAGAUGGGUUUGGACGAGGAGAAAGGUGGGGUUGUGGUCGUGCGGCCGGAUGGGUAUGUGGGCGCCGUUGUGCGGCUCGAGGAGGGCAGCGGGACGUGUGAGGCGCUGAACAAGUAUUUUGGGGCUGUCACCGGAAAGAGAAUGGGGGAUGAGCGGGCGAGUUUGUAG